AUGAGUCUAAUAGAGGUUAUGCGAAAGAAGCGGAUGUCAGAAGCAGUGGCCAAGUACUUGACCACACUUGUUAAGGAUAAGAGGAUUCAAGACAAACUCGCGAAGUUUUUUGUCGUCAUCUUUAGACGUCUCAAGGUUGAUCCGCACGUCGUAGCCUAUGCUCUGUGCCUCCUGGCACGAAUACAAUACAACAAGACCAAUUCCCUCUCGUCACAGAAUGUAAAGCGGUACUUUUUCACCGCAAUGCUUCUCGCUUAUAAUAUGCUAACAGAUACUCCAUAUGACCUCCCGUCGUGGAGCAUAAUCGUCGAGGAAUCGUAUUCUGUAGAUGAAAUACAGCUUAUGGAGACAACCUAUCUGGACAUAAUACAAUGGAAUACGCACGUUUACAAUGUCGAUGUUUCGAGAAUGCUUUACACGUUGAUUGGCCUCUACAAUCAAGACAUACAAUUGGGUGAUCAGGUUCCCGUUCCAGCUGAGGUCACGCAGGCUUUGCAAUAG
Messenger RNA from Giardia duodenalis, 501 nucleotides. RefSeq names its product Cyclin, N-terminal domain-containing protein. The transcript has a single exon. The record is from RefSeq and is a predicted model, not a curated record. Lineage: Eukaryota; Fornicata; Diplomonadida; Hexamitidae. The coding region runs from base 1 to 501 and encodes 166 amino acids.